CCACGUGAGUCGCUCCGGACAUGUGAGAAGCAGUGCGUCCACAGAGGAUUUGUUCACGGUUAGAGCCCACAGGUUCACUUAUUCUCAUCUUAUGGUUAUCGAUACCAGGAGCAUGGAGUCGGUAGAGGAGGAGGCGCAGCUCGGCCAGGAGUCAGAGGAGGAAAACAGUGAACUCUCAGACGAUGAGCUUCAGGAAGCCUUCACUAAAGGGUUGUUGAAACCAGGGAUGAACGUUCUGGUGGAUAAACCCAAAAAGUUUGUCAACAAUGUGGAGGGUUUGAAACAGUGCCUUGCAGACUUCCGUAGAGACCUUCCCUGGGUGGAGAGGUUGGAUAUGACCAACUUACCGGCUGAAGACAUUAUUUCCAAGGCUGAAGGAAAAGUUCCUAGUUCAGCCAACGGAGAAAUCAACGCGGACGAUGAUUUCCAGAGGGAGAUGUUCUUCUACCGCCAAGCUCAAGCCACUGUCCUGGAGGCAUUGCCCCUCUUAAACAAGUAUGACAUUGCCACCAAGAGGCCUGACGAUUACUUUGCAGAGAUGGCCAAGUCAGAUCAGCACAUGCAGAAGAUCAGGAAAAAGCUCAUCUCAAAGCAGAUGAUACUGGAGAAGUCAGAGAAGGCCAAGAAACUGCGUGAGCAAAGGAAGUUUGGCAAAAAGGUCCAAGUAGAAGUGAUCCAGAAGAGGCAGAGAGAGAAGAAGGCAAUGAUGUCUGCUGUGAAAAAAUACCAGAAAGGAAUGACUGACAAACUGGAUUUCCUGGAAGGAGACAAGAAGGCUGGUAAAGACUCUUCUCAGGUCUCCAAGAAAGCGCAGAACAAGGGGGCGAAUGCCAAGAGAAAGUUCAAGGACCAGAAGUUUGGCUUUGGAGGCAAGAAGAGCGGAAAGAAGUGGAACACCAAAGAGAGCUUCAACGAUGUUUCCAGUUUCCGCGCCAAGGUGGCUCAUGCAAAAGGCGGCAAGGGAGGGAAGAAAGGCAAAGGAGGAAAACAAAAUAAACGCCCAGGCAAGUCCGUACGCAAGAAGAUGAAGGGUCGCUCGUAAAAACCAACAUGCUGGUCAACAGACUUGAUUAAGACUUGCUUCUAGGCAGGAUUUCCCACACCUGCUCCCCAAUCUCUCCUCAGUACACCUCAAGAGAGACUUUUUGUACAAUAUGCCGUCUGUAAAAUGCGUCUGGAUUGAUACGGAGGCCUCUAUGAACCCCAUUCAAGCCACACAGAGAGAGAGAGAGAUGUCCUGCCAUUUACUGCUAAGGAAAGCUGUUCAAAAGACGUGGCUGGUGAAGGAAAGGCAAGACUGGACUGCAUAGAAAUACCCAAAAUAUAAAGUUCUUUUUCCACAUGCAAUUUCCGUAAGGCUUGUGAAGAAAAAGAGAAUUUGAACGUGAAGAAGUUUUUAUUGUUUGUGGCCCUCGUUGUCUCAGUAUAUACCUGUCAGACAAGGUGGAAUUAAAGCCACUUCCUGCUAUUACAGCAGAGUUUUUUCAGAGUUUGGUGUAUUCAGUUUCAUUUUUUCUAACUCAGCUCCUUGACUCGCUCUCAUGUGAUAUGACAUUUUAUAAUAUUGAGCAGCUGUCAGCAUUGACCUUUCCCAUUCAUUAAUACGAUUAGUAUGUGAUGGGCGAGUGUGCUUUGUAUAGACCUGUGAGAAUGUUUCUCCUUCAAGUGUUUUUCUAAGUUUGCAAAGAUGAAAAUGUAAAAAGACAACCUCUGGUGCUGACACCCUUAUGUUUGUAUGAUAAACAAUUAAAUCUGAACAUAGGUGUUCACUUUC
Messenger RNA from Seriola aureovittata, 1774 nucleotides. It is a transcript of the gene ebna1bp2, whose product is annotated as EBNA1 binding protein 2. Gene Ontology annotation, cellular component: nucleolus; preribosome, large subunit precursor; nuclear periphery. Lineage: Eukaryota; Metazoa; Chordata; Actinopteri; Carangiformes; Carangidae. The transcript has 9 exons. Gene Ontology annotation, biological process: rRNA processing; ribosomal large subunit biogenesis. The coding region runs from base 92 to 1042 and encodes 316 amino acids. The record is from RefSeq and is a predicted model, not a curated record.